UGGGAGCCGUUCGCUAUUGGCUCCGCCGGCUCCCGGCGGGUAUUGCGGCGGCGCGCGGGAGUGGUGGCGGGAUCGAGCUGCAGGGAUGGGAAUCCACGGCCUGGCCAAGCUUAUUGCUGAUGUGGCUCCUGCUGCCAUCCGGGAGAAUGACAUCAAGUCUUACUUUGGCCGGAAGGUUGCCAUAGAUGCCUCCAUGAGCAUUUACCAGUUCCUGAUCGCCGUGCGGCAGGGUGCCGAAGUCCUUCAGAAUGAGGAGGGUGAGACCACAAGCCACCUGAUGGGCAUGUUCUACCGAACCAUCCGCAUGGUGGAGAAUGGCAUCAAGCCAGUUUAUGUCUUUGAUGGCAAGCCCCCACAGUUGAAAUCAGGGGAGCUGGCAAAGCGGACUGAGCGCCGGGCUGAGGCAGAGAAACACUUGCAGGAGGCUCAGGAGGCCGGGGAGGAGAAUAACAUUGAGAAGUACAGCAAGAGGCUGGUCAAGGUGACACAGCAACACACUGAUGAGUGCAAGAAAUUGCUAACGCUGAUGGGCAUCCCCUAUGUGGAGGCGCCAGGGGAGGCUGAAGCCAGCUGUGCUACCUUAGUGAAGGCGGGGAAGGUCUAUGCAGCUGCCACGGAAGAUAUGGAUUGCCUGACCUUUGGCAGUCCCGUGCUGAUGCGGCAUCUUACUGCCAGUGAGACAAAGAAGCUGCCCAUCCAGGAGUUUCACCUGAACCGUAUUCUGCAGGAUCUAGACCUGACCUGGGAACAGUUUGUGGAUCUGUGUAUCCUCCUGGGCUGUGACUACUGCGAGAGCAUCCGCGGCAUUGGGCCCAAGCGUGCUGUUGAGCUCAUCAAGGAGCACAAAACUAUUGAGAAGAUCGUUCAGCAGAUAGACACCAAGAAGUACCCGCUGCCUGAGAACUGGCUGCACAAAGAGGCCCAGAAACUCUUUUUAGAGCCUGAUGUGGUCAACCCCGACGCUGUUGAACUGAAGUGGACCGAGCCGAAUGAAGAGCAGCUCGUCCAGUUCAUGUGUGGGGAGAAGCAGUUCAAUGAAGACCGGAUCCGCAACGGGGUCAAGAGGCUGAGCAAAAGCCGGCAGGGCAGCACGCAGGGCCGGCUGGAUGACUUCUUCAAGGUGACGGGCUCCAUCACAUCAGCCAAGCGCAAAGAGCCAGAGACCAAGGGAUCAGCAAAGAAGAAAGCCAAGACCAACAAUGCUGCGGCCACAAAGACCAAAAAGGGAAAAUAGCCAGACUGGCCAACCACAAACCCCUGCGACUGUGGGUUUUAUGCUCAACCAGGAAUUUUAGGUUAAUAACAAACAGUCAUCUUUCUGUCCUGCAUGUUAGUGCUAGGGAGGAUGCUGCUAAAAUGUUUCCCGACAAGGCUAGGUUAGUGAAUCAGAUAAGUGUCUUCCUGCGCAGCAGUAGUAACAUAUGAGGCUAGGAGAGAAGAGAGCUGAAACCACUGCAGCAUCAGGGCAUUGGGGGGUGGGGGGCGGUGAGGAGCCAGCGAGUCACGUUCAGUAGCAGCAUUCAUUGCUUUUCAUUGGUUUGAGACUUUGGAUGAGGAGACCAGAGGUAAUACCCAGGUUGUAGAGUUGAAGGGAGGUGCUGAUCAAAAACACCCUCUCUGAUUUAAGAAAUAAAAAGUGGAACAGCUAUAGUGAACUGGGUACACAUAGUAGCGAGAUUUCUGUCUGUCACCAUCCAGAAAGAGGUAGGUGCAAGCAGCAGAGGCUGAAGGAGAAACUGGGGAGAUGUGAAUGGAAGGCAAGCUGGAGUUGGCAAGGGGACUUGAAAUUAAGAGGUAAACUUCUCUCUUUAAUGGAUAUUGGGUGUAGGUUCUUUCUUCCUUUAUUGUAGUCACUUUUGUCACUUGUUUUUUUAAAAAAAGAAAUUGUAAUCCCAAUUCCAGCUAAGUUCUGGUCCACUCUUAGUGCACAAACUGAGGAGAAGCUGAGCUGAGCCUACAGCAGUCCAAGCCUGAAUUUUGCUGCUAGUUUCUGUUUUAUGUUUAGAAAGAAAAAUGUCAAUAAACCUUGAAUGGAAGCAUAUUCGCUCCCUGAUGUCCUGAGGCAUCCUUCCACAUUAUACACAGAGACAGAUCCCAGACUAAGAAAUGAGAUGGUGCCUCUUUUUUUUUUUUUUUUUCUUCCCCUUUUCUGUAUUUUGCGUAGUCUUUUCCUCUUGUCAAAGCAAUGUGCUUGGUUUUGUUUUAAGAAUAAAGUUUAUACACAAA
Molecule: messenger RNA, 2226 nt
Organism: Falco peregrinus (peregrine falcon)
Lineage: Eukaryota; Metazoa; Chordata; Aves; Falconiformes; Falconidae
Gene: FEN1
Product: flap structure-specific endonuclease 1
Exons: 2
Coding region: 86-1234 (382 amino acids)
Cellular component (GO): nucleus
Molecular function (GO): DNA binding; RNA-DNA hybrid ribonuclease activity; magnesium ion binding
Source: RefSeq, a predicted model, not a curated record